AUGACUGCGACUCACGUGGCCCUCUCACCCUUCACUGUAACACGCCGUAUAGGUCACCCCUAUCAGAACCGGACGCCCCCUAAGAAGAAGAAGCCACGCACGUCCUUCACGCGCCUGCAGAUAUGCGAGCUGGAGAAGCGCUUCCACCGCCAGAAGUACCUGGCCUCGGCCGAGCGCGCCGCCCUGGCCAAAGCGCUCAAAAUGACCGACGCGCAGGUCAAAACCUGGUUCCAGAACCGCCGGACGAAGUGGAGGCGGCAGACGGCGGAGGAGCGCGAGGCCGAAAGGCAGCAGGCGAACCGCAUCCUCCUGCAGCUGCAGCAGGAGGCCUUCCAGAAGAGCCUGGCGCAGCCGCUGCCCGCCGACCCGCUGUGCGUGCACAACUCGUCGCUCUUCGCUCUGCAGAACCUGCAGCCGUGGUCCGACGACUCCAAGAUCACCAGCGUCACGUCCGUGGCGUCGGCCUGCGAGUGA
Echinops telfairi (small Madagascar hedgehog) is the source of this 474-nucleotide messenger RNA. RefSeq names its product T cell leukemia homeobox 1 (gene TLX1). The record is from RefSeq and is a predicted model, not a curated record. The coding region runs from base 1 to 474 and encodes 157 amino acids. Gene Ontology annotation, molecular function: RNA polymerase II cis-regulatory region sequence-specific DNA binding; DNA-binding transcription factor activity, RNA polymerase II-specific. The transcript has 3 exons. Gene Ontology annotation, cellular component: nucleus. Gene Ontology annotation, biological process: animal organ development; regulation of transcription by RNA polymerase II. NCBI's taxonomy places the organism in Eukaryota, Metazoa, Chordata, Mammalia, Afrosoricida, Tenrecidae.